This is a messenger RNA of Nematocida minor, 720 nucleotides long. RefSeq names its product 20S proteasome subunit alpha 2. The record is from RefSeq and is a predicted model, not a curated record. Gene Ontology annotation, cellular component: proteasome core complex, alpha-subunit complex; proteasome core complex; nucleus. NCBI's taxonomy places the organism in Eukaryota, Fungi, Microsporidia. The transcript has a single exon. Bases 1 to 720 code for a protein of 239 amino acids.
AUGUCUCAGAACAUAGACGUAAGCGGAAGAUACACAGACACAGGAAACAUACUGCAGAUAGAGUAUGCACGCAAGGCAGCAGCCAAGGGGCACACCACGAUAGGAAUAGCCUUUAAAGAUGGAGUUAUCCUGGCAGUGGACAAGAAGGCACCUUCUAAGCUCGUGGAUAUUAACAGGCUCAUGUACAUAGAAAGCAUCUCCGAUGCAUAUGCCAUGGCAUACACAGGGCUUGGGCACGAUGCCUUCGUAGUGAAGCACGAGCUGAAGAACUUUUGCGCGCAGAUACUGGAGGCAAGGGAAAGAGAGCCCCUGGAGGAAGAGUUCUUCGAUCAGGCCAGGGCGUACUUAAGCCAUUUUACAUCGUACAUGUCAUGGAGGCCCGUGGGCUGUGAGUUUUUGGUCUCAUCUCAGACGCACAAAGGAGUAAGUCUGUUCCACAUAGAUCCAUCAGGCUCAGUGAACAGAUGUAAAGCGUACGCAGUGGGGCUCAAUGCACAGGCAGCAAAGACAGAGCUGGAGAAGAUACACACGGACAUCAUAACAAGAGAAGACGCGGUGGAGGCAGCUGUCAGAGUUCUGCAUCUGUCAAAAGACGAGCUGACUGAAGGAUCUUUUGUCAUUGAGAUGGUUGAGAUCCUGAAGGAGGAGGGAAUAAAAAGAGUCUCAGAGGAAGAGAUAGGCAAACUAUCAGAGGGAUUCCAGGAGGACGCAGGGCACUAG